AUGGACACCGAACAUCGGGUGAUCCUCAACGUUGGUGGCAUAAGACACGAAACGUACACACAUGUGCUCAAGAAGAUUCCUGCCACCAGGCUAUCCAGGUUAACACCGAACCUUGCCAAUUAUGACCCCGUGCUGAACGAAUACUUCUUUGAUCGACAUCCUGGCGUGUUUUCUAUGAUUUUAAACUAUUAUAGGACAGGCAAACUCCACUAUCCAACGAAUGUUUGUGGCCCACUAUUCGAAGAAGAACUGGAAUUCUGGGGACUAGAUGCCAAUCAGGUUGAACCGUGUUGUUGGAUGACGUACACACAACACAGGGAUACCCAAGAUACGUUAGCUGUUAUUGAGUCAUUAGACCUUGAUGGAGAUCCACCGACACAAGAAGAGAUUGCGAAAAAAUUUGGCUGGGAAGAUGACUACUACAGUGGUACUUUGUCAAAGUGGCAACAAAUCAAGCCGAGGAUAUGGGCGCUAUUCGAUGAACCGUGGAGUUCACAAUACGCUAGGAUCAUCUCCUGCUGUUCGGUAUUCUUUAUAUUGGCGUCUACGAUAUCAUUUAUGCUCAAAACUCAUCCGUCAUUUCAAAUUCCACAAAUCACAGUGAUGUACGGGUUUCGAGUCCUCGGGCAUGAUGGCUAUUCGGAUUUUGGGAAGGCGAUCGAUGCGCAUAAGCCCUACACUGCUCCACAUCCAUAUUUCUUCUAUGUGGAUCUCAUCUGUAACUCGUGGUUCACUUUGGAGUUGCUAAUUCGAAUGCUGUUCUGUCCGUCGAUGCGGCGUUUUCUUCGCUCACCUCUUACUAUCAUCGACGUUAUUUCAACAUCAGCCUUCUACUUCGAAUGGUUACUGCAUGCCAUUCUCAUACAAACCGGUUCCAUGGUCACCAUUGAUUUUUUGUCCAUGAUUUGUGUAUUGCGUUUAUUCAAGCUCACACAACAUUUCUCCGGCUUAAAAAUUCUCAUACAGACAUUCAAGGCUUCUGCCGAGGAGCUGGCCUUGCUGGUGUUCUUUGUGUUGCUUGCCAUAGUCAUAUUUGCCGCACUCGUCUACUACGCGGAACGAAGUCAGCCUAAUCCGGAAAACCAGUUCACCAGUAUUCCGGCCGGUUUAUGGUGGAGUUUGGUCACGAUUUCAACCGUGGGUUUCGGAGAUAUGGUGCCUCGUACGUACCUGGGUAUGGUUGUGGGAUCGCUGUGCGCCCUAAUGGGUGUGCUGACAAUCGCGUUACCAGUUCCGGUGAUCGUCUCCAAUUUCUCCAAUCUCUACUCGCAUUCACAAGCCCGCGCGAAGCUGCCCAAGAAACGGCGACGAGUGUUACAGGCUCAUGAAGUGAAACCAUCAAUGCUGAGCGUAAAACAUUCGCACUGGAACAAGAACCGAAAGAAAUCAUCAGGGCAUUCGUCCCACAUGACACCUUUGAACAAUUUUGGACGAAACGGUGGACCUCCUUGUGAAUCACAUCGGAAGCUGAUCGGCUAG
This is a messenger RNA of Angiostrongylus costaricensis, 1479 nucleotides long. The record is from the annotation of a GenBank genome assembly. NCBI's taxonomy places the organism in Eukaryota, Metazoa, Nematoda, Chromadorea, Rhabditida, Metastrongylidae.